Aspergillus sclerotioniger CBS 115572 is the source of this 1395-nucleotide messenger RNA. Its product is annotated as Zn(II)2Cys6 transcription factor domain-containing protein. Gene Ontology annotation, biological process: regulation of DNA-templated transcription. The record is from RefSeq and is a predicted model, not a curated record. Bases 34 to 1395 code for a protein of 453 amino acids. The transcript has 5 exons. Lineage: Eukaryota; Fungi; Ascomycota; Eurotiomycetes; Eurotiales; Aspergillaceae. Gene Ontology annotation, molecular function: DNA-binding transcription factor activity, RNA polymerase II-specific; zinc ion binding.
CAGAAGUGAAACUACUCUCUGACACCGCUCGGUAUGGUCUACCGUGGAAGGCCCUCCAGAUCGUGGCGGGAAUGCCGGAGACGCGAUAUUAUAUGCGAUAAGAACAAGGACAGUUGCUCUCAAUGUGCCCAUGCAGGUCUCUCAUGCUCGGGAUACCCAAAUUCCACGGAUCUGAUCAUUCUUGAUGAGACCCCUGCUACAGUCGAGAAAGUGUUGAAGAAACGCGCUUUGCAGCGCCAAUCUUCCCCAAAUCCUCUAUCAACGAAGCCCCCUCCCACUGUCUUUCAACGCGCAAAAUACGUCUACAUCUCGCAAUAUGUUGAGGACGCACCAGCAACCGGUCUUUUUUCGUACAUGCAAGUCUUUUAUCCGUCGAGAUCCGAGGACUUCCAUCUUCUUGAAACCGUAAUCAACACAAUGUUCAUGGCAACCUUUUCGUCAUUGCAAGGGCAUCAGCCAGCCCUCUAUCAUGCUCGAGUUGGCUAUGGAUCAGCUUUUUCUCUGACUCGAAGGGCGAUCCAGUCACCGAAGGAGGCAGUUUUGGAUAGAACAUUGUUCUCCAUCCUGCUCAUGAGUGUCUUUGAGCGGCUGGCCAACUCCGAGCGGCAAAGGUCCAAUCUGCGGAAUAACCAUUUGCAAGAUGCAUUGGAACUGAUUUCCUUGAGUGGUAAUGGCCAUUUUACCGAUGAGGGGUAUCACGAUCUUGUUAUUCUUGAUUGCCUUGCUAAUGAAGUCGAUGUUCCACCGCGGUUCUUGUCCUUGCGACAGAUGGCUCUGUGGAAUGGUGCAGAUACGUCAUCACUACGAUGGAGAUUCCUGGAAGUUAUGCUGGAGUAUGCACAGACGCAAUCAAUUGCGCCAGAACAUCUAGAUCAACUAUCGAAGCAUCUGCCUUCUUUCGUCUCGAGGAGGCAAGGCCCUCAGCCCCUAAAUUCUUCAGCUACCUGGUCAGAUACUUACCCUGACUACAACACGCAGAGAUGCUGGAACAACAUCCGUGUUGUUCGUAUCCAACUGGCAAAAGUUAUACGUGAACAGUGUGCUCAACUACUAGGGGGCUCAACCGAUGAUGGCUCUGUCAUGGAAGAACUUCAUAGCUCUAACCAGCCGGCCGUUUCUCUCUCUUCAGACAUAUGUCUUUCUGUUCCUUGCAAGAGCGCUACGGCAGGCAUCCAGUCUUCUACGCUACUGUUUCAUCUUCAUGUGGCCAAAGAAAUUAUUUCGGGGCCAGCUGAAUUGAGGCUAUUUAUCCCCAAAAGAUUACAAUAUUCAAAGGAAAGGCAACCACCUUCGCAGGAUAAGUCAUGGGAUGGCUUGCUAUAUGACCCCCAUAACAAACCGCGGAAUGUGUGGAAUGCAUGGCUCAGGAUCGGAAAAGAGGACUAUUCAAUUUGA